AUGGCGACUCGGACCGAUUUGUUGUCACGGCUGCCCGCAGAGCUGGUUGAGCAGAUCGCGCAGCGUCUGGAAACCAACGAUAUAUGCAAUCUUCGCCUGGCUAACACCGUGCUCGCCAAUAAAUCCCAGGACAUCUUCAAGACAUGCAUGACCAACAAAAGAAUCAAGCUCGAGCCGAAGCCUGUCGAGACCUUCUGCGCAAUGAUGAGACCAGGAUACCCAGGGCUGCUACUCCAAAACCUGACCAUCGUCGGUGUCGCGGGAGUGAGAUUCGACCAGGACUCCGGGGUGCCUGAGACGCUUGCCAGGGGACUCCAGGAAUGGCAAUCACACUCUGGAAACAGCAUCCUAUCUUCGUUGACCCUUGACAUGGUAUACCGUAAAACCGACGGAGACACCCCAAUCGAGCGCGAGCUACGCCCAGACGACAUGGCCUGGGCAGCCAUCGGCCGCACAUUCAACACGACCGCAUCAGCUCUCGCCACAAGCAGACUCCCCAUACGCAAGCUCGACCUCUUCAGCAACCUCAAAACGAACGCCCUGGGCCUCAACUACGUCGCCGCCGCCACCGCAGCAUACGACCUAUCGCCCUCGCUCCGCCAUGUCGAGCGCCUCGCGCUACGCGUAUCGAUCCGCUACAACGCCCGGCAAGGCGAGCAGCGAUACCUGCUCAUGCGCUUCAAGUACUCCGACUGGGACCCCAGUCUCGCUCCCCAACUCCAAGCCGACCGCGACGGUCUCAAGACGCUAGUCGGCCUGUGCCCUUCGGUGCAGGACCUCGAGCUGCAGGUGUCUCAGACGUGCUUCCAAGACGACGGAUGCGACUACGCGCGCGACGAACGACCGUUCAGUAACGUCGUGGCGGCGCUCAGGCCGGGCCAGCUGCGACGCUUGGUUCUGGGGGGUCUGCGUGUCACUGAGACCGAGCUGCUCGGUUUCGUCGCUAGCCAUCCGUUGGAGUACGUGGUGUUUGACUGCGUGUUUUUGCACCAGUACUUGCGUAGGCCGAUGGGUCGUGGAGAUGCGGUGCAUCCGCCGGGGCAGUUUAGGCGUAUCUUUGACUGCUUGACGAGGGACGAGAGUCCGCUCAAGCGGAUCGACAUGCAUAAUCUGUGGGAGCGGUAUAAGCUCGUUCAUCCUCCGUCGUCAUCUGGGAGGCAGCGGAUCGAGUAUGGAUUAGAUGAAACUCAGGAGAUGAGCGAGGAUAUUAUGGCGAGGCCAUAUCGGACGGGCAGGGAACCGGGGAGGGACUAUGACCCGGGACACUUGCGGAAGAAGUGA
Molecule: messenger RNA, 1281 nt
Organism: Anthostomella pinea
Lineage: Eukaryota; Fungi; Ascomycota; Sordariomycetes; Xylariales; Xylariaceae
Source: the annotation of a GenBank genome assembly